Aphidius gifuensis is the source of this 1736-nucleotide messenger RNA. RefSeq names its product U3 small nucleolar RNA-associated protein 15 homolog. Gene Ontology annotation, cellular component: nucleolus. Bases 61 to 1629 code for a protein of 522 amino acids. Lineage: Eukaryota; Metazoa; Arthropoda; Insecta; Hymenoptera; Braconidae. Gene Ontology annotation, molecular function: protein binding. The transcript has 4 exons. The record is from RefSeq and is a predicted model, not a curated record. Gene Ontology annotation, biological process: positive regulation of transcription by RNA polymerase I; rRNA processing.
AGAGACAUUUCUUUAUUUACAGCUGAUUUUUUUUUUUUAAUUUUCAAUUGGGUUUUCAAAAUGGCUGCCCAGUUUAAAAAAACUAAUACUAAGGUUUUCAUUAAUAGUGGACCUGAAUUAACACCAGAUAAUAUUUAUUGGAAAAAAUAUAGUCCACCAGUAUUGAUUAAGGAAUUUGGACUAAUUGAUUACAUAGAUUUUUCACCAGUUGAACCACAUUAUUUUGCUGUAACAUGUUCAGUACGUGUACAAAUAUACAAUCCAAUAACAAAAAUUGUGACAAAAAAUUUAACAAGAUUUCGUGAAGCUGCCUAUGGUGGAUCAUUUAGAAGUGAUGGAAAAUUAUUAUGUGCUGGUGGUGAAGAAUCAGUUAUUCGUUUAUUUGAUGUAUCAAGUAAAAGUUUACUUCGUUUAUUUUCUGGUCAUAAAGCACCAGUACAUAGAACAUUUUUUACUGCUGAUGGACGUAAUAUUGUAUCAUUUUCUGAUGACAAAACAGUAUCACUAUGGGACAUACCAACUGAAAAACAAAUAAUAUCAUUUAAUGAACAUAAUGAUUAUAUUAGAGCUGGUGCUGUUAGUCCAGUAUCACCUGAUAUAUUUGUAUCAGGAAGUUAUGACAAUACUGUUCAAAUGUAUGAUGCUAGAACAAGUAAAUGUGUAUUUAGUGUUAAUCAUGAAGCACCUGUUGAAAGUCUUAUAUUUCUUCCAUCUGGAGGAGUAUUUAUAUCUGCUGGUGGUACUGAAAUGAGAGUAUGGGAUGCACUUGCUGGUGGUAGGCUAUUAACUAAAUUAUCACAUCAUCAUAAAUUAAUAACAUGUUUAAAAAUUGCAUCAAAUGGUAAAAGAAUAUUAUCUGGAUCACUUGAUAGACAUGUUAAAAUAUAUGAUGCUGGUAAUUAUAAAGCAGUACAUACAUUAGAUUAUCCAAAUGGUGUAUUAAGUAUUGGAACAAGUCCUGAUGAUGAAACAAUUGUUGCUGGUAUGAUUGAUGGUUUAAUAUCAGUACGUCGACGUGAACAUGAUAAAACAGAUAAAAAUAAAAAAAAAAAAUCAACAUUUAGACGUGGUGGACAUAAUAUCAAUUCAACAAUUUCUGAUUCUGUUGCUGUACCAUGUAAAGAAAAAGAAAUUGCAAGUAAACAUGAUGUUUGUUUAAGGAAAUUUCAAUAUUCAAAAGCACUUGAUAGUGUUAUGAUACCAUUUGUUGCUAACAAAACACCUCAAGUUAGUGUUGCAUUACUUCAAGAAUUAACAAGAAGAAAAGGUUUAACACAAGCAUUAGCUGGUAGAGAUGGUAAAUCAUUAGUAACUAUUCUUAAAUUUAUUAUCAAACAUAUUGGUACACCAAGAUAUGGAAAAGUAUUGAUUCACGUUGCCAAUGUUUUAAUGGAUGUUUAUGAGGAUAAUAUGGAUGAACUUGGUCCAGAGCCAAGGACAAUGUUCACAUUGCUCGAACAAAAACUCAAUGAAGAAGAGGAUUUAAUUUUGUCAUUGACAGAACUUGAAGGAAAACUUCAUUUAUUACUUUCAGCUGCUGAAUCAGCAAAAGCCAUGUCAAUUAAAGAACCACAAGCUUUUGAACCAUCUGAUGCUGCACAAAAAAAUUUAAUUCUCAGCAUAGGCUAAUUAAUUAAUCACGAAAAAAAAAGAAAAAAUCAUUAGGUUUGUAAAUAAUAUAUGAAUAAGAAAAUGUAAAUAAUAAUUCAAUAAAAAAAAAUGGAUUUUUUAAAAUA